Molecule: messenger RNA, 1267 nt
Organism: Eutrema salsugineum
Lineage: Eukaryota; Viridiplantae; Streptophyta; Magnoliopsida; Brassicales; Brassicaceae
Product: 1-(5-phosphoribosyl)-5-[(5-phosphoribosylamino)methylideneamino] imidazole-4-carboxamide isomerase, chloroplastic
Exons: 8
Coding region: 172-1119 (315 amino acids)
Biological process (GO): L-tryptophan biosynthetic process; L-histidine biosynthetic process
Cellular component (GO): cytoplasm
Molecular function (GO): 1-(5-phosphoribosyl)-5-[(5-phosphoribosylamino)methylideneamino]imidazole-4-carboxamide isomerase activity
Source: RefSeq, a predicted model, not a curated record
AACCAGCCAUGUCUAGUAGUAUUUGACAAACCGGAACGAACCGAGAUUCAAACCGAUUUCUAAACCCUAUAAGGAACCUAGAAGCAGAACCUGAAAAGACAUAGAUCCAUCCACCUACUUCCCGGAUUUUUGAUUGCUGUAGCUUCUGGAAUUCCAUUUUCAGCUCCAAAGAUGUCAACUUUCAGCUCCAAAUUAUACUCCAAUGGUGGUAUCGCUUUGUUCCAGAUUAACCAGAGCUCUUCUUUCACAAAGCAUCGCAAAUUCUCCGGAGCAUUGCUUGCUACCAAGACAAAACGAUCCUCGAGGGUGCAGGUUGUAUCCGCUGUUCAAUUCCGACCUUGCAUCGAUAUUCACAAGGGAAAAGUGAAACAAAUAGUUGGAUCCACACUUAGUGACUUGAAGGAAGAUGGUUCAGUUCUCGUUACGAAUUUCGAAUCGGACAAAUCUGCGGAAGAGUAUGCAAAGAUGUACAAAGAAGAUGGGCUUACGGGUGGUCAUGUGAUAAUGCUUGGAGCCGACCCUUUAAGCCAAGCUGCUGCUAUCGGAGCACUACAUGCUUAUCCCGGCGGUUUGCAAGUUGGAGGUGGAAUCAACUCAGAGAAUUGCUUGAGUUACAUAGAGGAGGGAGCAAGCCAUGUCAUUGUCACUUCGUAUGUAUUUAACAAUGGAAAGAUUGAUCUUGAAAGACUCAAAGAUCUUGUAAACAUUGUUGGGAAACAAAGACUUAUAUUGGACCUUAGCUGCAGAAAAAAGGAUGGAAGAUACGCAAUCGUUACUGAUAGAUGGCAGAAGUUCAGCGACGUCUUCCUCGAUGAGAAAUCAUUGGAGUUUCUUGGAGGAUUUGCAGAUGAGUUUCUUGUGCACGGCGUAGAUGUUGAAGGAAAGAAGCUAGGGAUCGAUGAAGAGCUUGUUGCAUUGCUUGGCAACUAUUCUCCGAUUCCAGUAACUUAUGCUGGUGGCGUGACAGUGAUGGAUGAUGUAGAGAGGAUCAAAGAAGCAGGAAAGGGACGUGUGGAUGUAACAGUGGGAAGUGCCUUGGACAUAUUUGGAGGAAAUCUACCUUACAAAGACGUUGUCGCUUGGCAUCACAAGCAAGAAUCCUCCUCAACACUCCACUGACAAUCCCCAUUUUCGUCUUUGCUUUCUUUUAUUUCUCCGACCUCGCAAGAUUAAGCUUUUGUCAAGGGUCAACAUUUUACUACUCUGACUCUAUUUUUUUCCUUCCAUUAAUAUUAUUCAGAUGAUAUAAGGAUUCUCAAAUGAUUUU